CGGAAGGAUUUUGUUAAUGGCGCUACCCAUCGUUUUGAGAUGAUGGAGGUGGAGGAAGCUGACGCUGAGAAACAUCCGUCCCCAGAAGAAUUCAUUGGUAUCGCAGAUUUCCCUGCCGGUGGAAGCGAUCAGCUCAGCUUUGCCACAGGAGACAGGCUGCUGGUGCAUGACAAGAGCUCACCUGAUUGGUGGUGGGCGGAGCUGCAAGGAAACUUCGGCUAUGUCCCAUCCAAUCACCUGCAGCGGUGCACACAGGAAGAGGAAGUGGAUGAGGCCUGGCAGGACGAGGAGUAUUUUGGCAAUUACGGAACUCUGAGGCUUCACCUGGAGAUGCUGGCAGACAGAGCGCGCACAGAAACGUACAGGCAGGUCAUCCUCAGCAACAGCGCCCCCCUCAGGGGGAAAGUGGUCAUGGACCUGGGGUGUGGAACCGGCAUCAUCAGCCUCUUCUGCGCCCGUCUGGCACAGCCUGCAGCGGUGUACGCGGUUGAGGCCAGCUCCAUGGCGGAACAGGCGCAGCAGCUGGUUCAGCAGAACGGGUGCGAGGGCGUGGUGUCGGUGCUCCGGGGCCGGGCGGAGGAGCUGCAGCUGCCGGGGAAGGUUGAUGUGCUGGUGUCAGAGUGGAUGGGAAACUGCCUGCUGUUUGAGUUUAUGGUGGAGUCGGUGCUGGUGGCGCGGGACCGCUGGCUGAAGCAGGGCGGGGUGAUGUGGCCCUCCUCCGCCUCCCUCACCCUGGUGCCCUGUCAGGCCCCGGAGGACUACAGCCAGAAAGUGGACUUCUGGACAGAUCCCUAUGGCCUGGACUUCAGCUGCCUUCGGCCCCUGGCCCUCACAGAGUUCUUUUCCAAGCCCAAAUUCAGCCACCAGAUCCGACCGGAGGACUGUCUGUCCUCGCCCUGUGACGUCCUCACCCUGGACAUGCACACGGUGCAAGUGCCCGAUUUGGAGAGGCUGAAGGGAGAGUUUAACUUCAGAGUGGAGAAGGCGGGGCCUCUUCACGGCUUUACAGCCUGGUUCAGCGUGCAGUUCCAGGGCCUACAGAAGGGCGGCGCUGUGGUGGAGUUAGACACCGGACCGCAUGCACCGCCCACCCACUGGAAGCAGACGCUGUUCAUGCUGGACACGCCCGUCUCUCUGCGGCCUGGGGACACCGUCUGUGGGACGCUGCUGCUCCACAGGAACCCAGUGUGGCGGCGUCACAUGACCAUCACCCUCCAAUGGAGCGUCAGCAGCCCAGGGGGCACAGCGCCCAGUGAGACUCAAAGGAAGAGUUUCCCAAUGUGGAGAUGACACCCCGCGGUUUGGAGGUACAGAGAACACCAGUGCCAACAUUCAUCCCCUGUCCCUGUCAGGAGUCUCAGGACGGCGACACAGGUGUGCCACACCCAGCGAUCUCUGAUUCUCCCCCCCGGCUGCUCCUCUCCUCAGAGCUGCGGGCCCACCGCCAGCCCGCUGACGCUUCCACUGAGGAAAGACAUUCUGACACAGCAGGAGCUGAGAAAUAAUCUUCUUUUAUUAUUAUUUUUAGAGAGCACCCUUGUACAGCAAAAACAUA
Megalops cyprinoides (Indo-Pacific tarpon) is the source of this 1555-nucleotide messenger RNA. It is a transcript of the gene prmt2, whose product is annotated as protein arginine methyltransferase 2. The transcript is spliced from 10 exons. Gene Ontology annotation, biological process: peptidyl-arginine methylation. Gene Ontology annotation, molecular function: protein binding; protein-arginine N-methyltransferase activity. The record is from RefSeq and is a predicted model, not a curated record. Gene Ontology annotation, cellular component: nucleus. The coding region runs from base 40 to 1290 and encodes 416 amino acids. Lineage: Eukaryota; Metazoa; Chordata; Actinopteri; Elopiformes; Megalopidae.